UCUAACUGUGAACACAGUUCCGAGAGAAGGAGAAAACCCGACACCCCGGAAAGUCGUGCCUUGAAUUGGAUCUGAUUGAUUUUUUGGUGUGCAGGUGCAUCGUCGAAUAACACAGAAACAGCGGAAAUGGCUUUGACUCUGUGCACCGGCAAGGUGUUCACCGCCUUCCGGAUAAAUCAGCGGACCCUGGAAAUCACCAAGGUCCUCGCGUGUCGCUACUCGACAACGAAAAAGCGUUCCAAGAUCUUCGAAUCCGCCGAGGAAGCGAUUGCCGACAUUCCGGAUGGUGCCAAGCUACUCGUGGGUGGCUUCGGGCUGUGCGGUGUUCCAGAGAACCUGAUCGGGGCCUGCGUCCAGAAGGGCAUCAAGGAUCUGACCGUGGUGUCCAACAAUGCCGGCAUCGAUUCCUUCGGAUUGGGAUUGUUCCUGCAGAAGCGCAUGAUCAAACGUAUGAUCGCCUCGUACGUGGGUGAAAAUGCCGAAUUCGAACGUCAGUAUCUGACCGGUGAGCUUGAACUGGAACUCACACCCCAGGGAACGCUGGCCGAGCGGAUCCGCGCCGGAGGUGCCGGCAUUCCUGCCUUCUUCACGCCGACUGCCUUCGGUACCUUAGUUCACGAAGGUGGUGCCCCGAUCAAGUACGGCAAAGAUGGAACCGUCGAAAUUGCCAGCCAACCGCGGCCGGCGCAGAUGUUCAACGGCAAACCAUACAUCAUGGAGGAAGCCAUCACCGGAGAUUUCGCUCUGAUCAAGGCGCAGGUUGCUGACGAAGCUGGCAAUCUGAUCUUUAACAAAUCGGCUCGAAACUUCAAUCCGACCAUGUGCAAAGCUGCCAAGACGACCAUCGUCGAGGUGGAGGAAAUUGUCCCGGUAGGCUCGCUGGAUCCGGAUCAGGUCCAUAUGCCAAGCGUGUUUGUACAUCGCAUCAUCAAGGGAGCCAAAUACGAGAAGCCGAUCGAACGCCUGCGAAUUCGUGAACCGAAGAAGGUUGCAUCGGUUGUGGCCUCCACUCCAGCAGCUAAGCAGCGUGAGCGGAUUGUGAGACGUGUUGCCUUGGAAUAUAAGGAUGGUAUGCACAUCAACUUGGGAAUCGGCAUUCCGGUGUUGUCGUCGAAUUACAUCAAGGGUAUCAAUGUGUUGCUGCAGUCCGAGAACGGUAUUCUAGGACUGGGACCAUUCCCAGAGCGACACGAAGUGGAUCCGGAUCUAAUCAAUGCCGGAAAGGAGAGCGUUACCGUUUUGCCUGGAGCUUCCUACUUCUCGUCGGACGACAGUUUCGCCAUGAUCCGCGGAGGACACAUCGAUAUUACCGUUCUGGGAGCCAUGCAGGUGUCGCAGUUUGGCGAUCUGGCCAACUGGAUGAUUCCCGGUCGCCUGGUGAAGGGUAUGGGUGGAGCUAUGGAUCUGGUGGCUGCCCCCGAUACCAAGUGCAUCGUAACGAUGGAACAUACCGCCAAGGAUGGUUCACACAAAAUUCUCACAGACUGUUCACUGCCAGUGACGGGUAAAAACUGCGUGGACAUGAUCAUCACCGAGAAGGCCGUCUUCGAUGUGGAUCAGGAGCGAGGUCUGAUCCUGAAGGAAAUCGCCGACGGUGUCACGGUGGAGGAAGUCAUCACCAGCACCGGAUGCAACUUUGAGGUAUCGCCCGACCUUAAACCGAUGGGUCAGAUUGAUGAGUAGAAUGGUAGAGGUGAAUGCGUGCGUGUGUUUUUUAUUCGGAAAGAUAUGCUUUAGCUGUAUCUGAUGGUAUCUCAAGAGAAGGGGGAUGUGUUGGUUGCAUGUACAUUUUUAGGGACUCAGGAAAAAGCAUUUGUUUCUUAUGACGGUGUCUUCACUCCGUUGCUUCGGUUGCCACACAAAGAUUAUUAUUACUAGAGUGUUAUAGGUGGAACACUAAGUGUAAAAAACCUUUCUGCUGUUACAGUUGAUAAGUUAUUCGUACGGUCGGAUUGAAAAUAGUUUUUUUUUAAUACAUGCUAUACUAGACUGUA
Messenger RNA from Ochlerotatus camptorhynchus, 1994 nucleotides. It is a transcript of the gene SCOT, whose product is annotated as Succinyl-CoA:3-ketoacid CoA transferase. Gene Ontology annotation, cellular component: mitochondrion. The record is from RefSeq and is a predicted model, not a curated record. The transcript is spliced from 4 exons. Bases 127 to 1683 code for a protein of 518 amino acids. Gene Ontology annotation, molecular function: succinyl-CoA:3-oxo-acid CoA-transferase activity. NCBI's taxonomy places the organism in Eukaryota, Metazoa, Arthropoda, Insecta, Diptera, Culicidae. Gene Ontology annotation, biological process: ketone body catabolic process.